CGGGGGCCGGCGGAGGGGGGGCGCAAAGAAAGCCUUCGCGAAAAGGACGGCCGAGCGGGCGAUGGGACCGGACGGAGCGAGGGUGGGAGCAAGGGAGGCAGCGGGCCCGCAUUCCUCUUCUAUUGGCACCCAUGGCGCGGCCGAGGUUCCCGGAUAUUGGGACGCGACUAGCGCUGCCACCGGGCCGCCCGGCCGUCUGUCAAAGACCGCGUCGCCCCAACUAAGCCUGCAGGGCGAUGCGACUGGGCCGGCCCAGGUGGCUCGUCCACGCACGGUUCUCGCAGUAUAGCGUCCGACGUUGUAGCAGGAACGCCAGCCCACUAGCACUAGUCAGGGUAGUCUGAGAUGGAGCUGGGUAGUUUGUGUCGACGCAAUGGAGCUAGCGUCCGCCGACGUCUUUUGUCCAUGAUCUUCAUCUUCUUCUUCUUCU
This is a messenger RNA of Amoebophrya sp. A120, 430 nucleotides long. Lineage: Eukaryota; Dinophyceae; Syndiniales; Amoebophryaceae. The record is from the annotation of a GenBank genome assembly.